UUAGAAAAAGGAUCUUCCACCUGCAAAGUGCGCCCGGCCUGCACAGACAAGGAUUAUUUCUAUACCCACACAGCUUGUGAUGCUAAUGGAGAGACACAGCUCAUGUACAAAUGGGCCAUGCCAAAAAUCUGUGGUGAGGACCUUGAGGGAGCAGUGAAGCUGCCCGCUUCGGGUGUGAAGACCCGAUGCCCACCCUGCAACCCAGGCUUCUUCAAAACCAACAACAGCACCUGCGAGCCCUGCCCCUAUGGCUCGUACUCCAAUGGCUCGGAUUGUACCCACUGCCCAGCAGGAACUGAGCCUGCAGUGGGAUUUGAAUACAAAUGGUGGAACACACUGCCCUCCAACAUGGAAACUACAGUUCUCAGCGGAAUCAACUUUGAGUACAAAGGCCUGACAGGCUGGGAGGUAGCUGGUGACCACAUUUAUACAGCUGUUGGAGCCUCAGACAACGACUUCAUGAUUCUUACUCUAGUUGUGCCAGGAUUUAGACCUCCACAGUCAGUGAUGGCAGACACGGAGAACAAAGAAGUAGCCAGAAUCACAUUUGUCUUUGAGACCAUCUGUUCUGUGAACUGUGAGCUCUACUUCAUGGUGGGCAUGAAUUCCAGGACCAAUACUCCAGUGGAGACGUGGAAAGGCACCAAAGGCAAACAGUCCUAUACCUACACCAUCGAGGAGAAUGCUACUGUGAGCUUCACAUGGGCCUUCCAGAGAACCACUCUUCAUGAAACCGGCAGAAAGUACACUAAUGACGUUGCCAAGAUCUACUCCAUCAAUGUCACCAACGUCAUGGGUGGCGUGGCCUCCUACUGCCGUCCCUGUGCCCUGGAAGCCUCUGACUUGGGCUCUUCCUGCACCUCUUGUCCUGCGGGCCAUUACAUUGACCGGGAUUCUGGAACCUGCCACCUCUGUCCCCCUAACACCAUCCUGAAAGCUCACCAACCUUAUGGUGCACAGGCUUGUGUGCCCUGUGGCCCAGGGACCAAGAACAACAAGAUCCACUCUCUUUGUUACAAUGACUGCACCUUCUCCCUCUCCCGGAACACUCCCACCAGGAUUUUUAACUACAACUUCUCAGCUUUGUCUGGCACGGUCUCUCUGGCAGGAGCGCCAAGCUUCACUUCCAAAGGGCUGAAGUAUUUCCAUCAUUUCACCCUGAAUCUCUGUGGAAACCAGGGGAAAAAAAUGUCUGUGUGCACAGACAAUGUUACUGACCUCCGGAUACCUGAAGGUGAGGCCGGUUUUUCCAAGUCCAUCACAGCCUACGUCUGCCAGGUGGUCAUCAUCCCCUCAGAGGUGACAGGCUACAAGGCUGGGGUGUCCUCACAACCAGUCAGUCUUGCUGACAGACUUAUUGGGGUGUCGACAGACAUGACUCUGGAAGGAAUCAUCUCCCCGGCUGAACUUUUCCACCCAGAGACCUCAGGGAUCCCGGACAUAGUCUUCUUUUUUAGAUCCAAUGAUGUGACCCAGUCCUGCAGUUCUGGAAGAUCAACCACCAUCCGCCUCAGAUGCAACCCUAUGAAAGCUGCUCCGGGCACUCUGCAGUUACCCAGCAUGUGCUCUGACGGGACCUGCGAUGGCUGUAACUUCCACUUCCUGUGGGAGAGUGUGGCUGCUUGUCCACUCUGCUCAGCCUCGGACUAUCACACUUUUGUCAGCAGUUGCGUGGCUGGGAUCCAGAAGACUACUUACAUGUGGCGAGAACCAAAGAUGUGCGCCGGGGGCAUCUCCCUGCCUGAGCAGAAAGUCACCAUCUGCAAAACGAUAGACUUCUGGUUAAAAGUGGGCAUCUCCGCUGGCACCUGCACCGCCAUCCUGCUCACCGUCCUGACCUGCUACUUUUGGAAGAAGAAUCAAAAACUGGAAUACAAAUACUCCAAAUUGGUAAUGAAUGCUACCCUCAAAGACUGUGACCUGCCAGCAGCGGACAGCUGUGCCAUCAUGGAAGGAGAGGAUGUGGAAGAUGACCUCAUCUUUACCAGCAAGAAGUCACUGUUUGGGAAGAUCAAAUCCUUUACCUCUAAGAGGACUCCUGAUGGAUUUGACUCGGUGCCGCUGAAGACAUCUUCAGGAGGCCCAGACAUGGACCUGUGAGAGGCACAGGCCCUGCCUCGCCUGCCUCGCCUGGGCACAUCAUCCUGCAGGCCUGUGGCAAUGUAGGCACAAGCAUCCUGCACUCCCCACUGCUGGGAAUCUCUUCAUCGUGGCCUUAUCAGAAGUUUGGAUUUCAGACCCUUGUUUUUUACAGAGUACCCAAACCUUUCUCUCUGCUUGCC
Messenger RNA from Cricetulus griseus (Chinese hamster), 2282 nucleotides. The record is from RefSeq and is a predicted model, not a curated record. NCBI's taxonomy places the organism in Eukaryota, Metazoa, Chordata, Mammalia, Rodentia, Cricetidae.